Uranotaenia lowii is the source of this 321-nucleotide messenger RNA. RefSeq names its product cytochrome c oxidase assembly factor 4 homolog, mitochondrial. Gene Ontology annotation, cellular component: mitochondrial intermembrane space. The coding region runs from base 109 to 294 and encodes 61 amino acids. The transcript is spliced from 2 exons. The record is from RefSeq and is a predicted model, not a curated record. Gene Ontology annotation, biological process: mitochondrial respiratory chain complex IV assembly. Lineage: Eukaryota; Metazoa; Arthropoda; Insecta; Diptera; Culicidae.
CAAAAACUACUAUUUUUGUUUUGAUUUCAAAAAGUUAACUUUACGCAAUUCACGUUGCAUUUUACAUUAUGCUGAGAUAAAUUCGUAAUUUUGUGUCUCGAUCACAUUAUGUCUGAUGUAGAAGAUGCUGUGGAACUUAUGCUCAAGCAAACGGGUUGCAUUAAUCUUCAUUACAAAGUACAGGAGUGCAUAGCGGAAACGGGAGAUUGGCGCAAGUGCCAGGAAGUGGUUAAAGAGUUUAAGACUUGUAUGCAAGCCUACACGGACCAACAGCGGAAGAAGUACGAAAAAUGAAUGUGGCGAGGACGCUUGUUGCGGGAG